AUGGCAAAAAAUACUUCGAGUUCUGCUUUUCGGAAAAUAGACAUUGAUCAAUAUAACGAAGAUAACUUCAAAGAUGAUGAGGCUGAACAAGCUGUCCCAACUGGACCCGAUGAAGGAGAAGACAAUGCUCUGGCAUUAACUUUAAAAGUGCUUCUUGCCAUUAAAUCUGCCCAGAUUGAAGAGGUAGUAGGAAAUCUUUCAAGAGAUGAUGUAGAUGUCCUCAUGAAGUACAUAUACAGAGGCUUUGAGUACCCAUCAGAAGGUUCAAGUGGGCAUCUUUUGUUAUGGCAUGAAAAAGCAUACAACAUAGGAGGUACUGGAUCUAUAGUAAGGGUAUUGUCAGACAGAAUGAAAAAAUCAAUAUUCCUGUUGUUGUGCAUAUACUUCGCAGCCGCUUCCCACCAUCACUCGCAUAUUAUUCCUAUCGACGGCUACGAAACAGAACUUCAAGAUCUAGGUCAGCAUGUAGAGAUACCCGAAACACCAGUAAAAGUCAUCAAAAUCACGAAAACUAUCGCAGUGAAGGUGCCUGUGCCAUACCCCGUAAAGGUUAGGGAAAAGGUGCCCUACCCGGUGCAAGUAGCCAAACCCUACCCUGUGCCAGUUCCGCAAAUCAUUAAAGUGCCACAUAUUGUAACUCCUACCAAAUCCGGACACAGCAAUGAAGGAACCUAUGGCGGGAACAACCAAUUUAACACGCACCGCUUAGGAGUAGAGGGCAACUCGUAUCAAGUUCAAGAACCGCAAGACGGACAUGCUUUUGGCCAGGAAGGUCAAUCGUUUACCGGCGGCAACUCCAAUUAUGGCCAGAACUUCGGCGACGACAUUUCUUAUGAAGGUGCCCCAGGUAGUUCCUAUGAUCCUCCCGCCAGUAGUUAUGAAGGAUAUUCCGCACCUCAAGAUAGUGCCGCUCAUGAACCGGAGGAAUCGCAGAGCUAUGAUCAGGCGUUGCAAGACUAUUUUAGCAAACAAAAGUCAAGUGGCAACCAGGACGGUUCCAGUUACUAUUAA
Molecule: messenger RNA, 1011 nt
Organism: Chilo suppressalis (striped riceborer)
Lineage: Eukaryota; Metazoa; Arthropoda; Insecta; Lepidoptera; Crambidae
Source: the annotation of a GenBank genome assembly